Molecule: messenger RNA, 2250 nt
Organism: Vicia villosa (hairy vetch)
Lineage: Eukaryota; Viridiplantae; Streptophyta; Magnoliopsida; Fabales; Fabaceae
Exons: 3
Coding region: 1-2250 (749 amino acids)
Source: RefSeq, a predicted model, not a curated record
AUGAAGGGAUUUAGAUCCAAGGAUAAUUGUUAUCUAUGGAAGCCUGACACUCCUGUCCACCCCUCUGACUACUCCAUGAUCAAAGAAGAAUUAAAAUUUUACCGUCACGAAUCUGAUGAAUCUGAUGAGUCUGAUGAAUCUGAUGAAGAAUCCUAUGUUGGAGAUCUCACCAAAAUUGAACUGUCUACUGGUUUUUCUGAGACCUGUGUAAUGAAUGAGAAACUGUGUGCAAAAGUAAGGGAGUACAGAAGUAUCAAUAGAUUUCUGUUAGAAGAAAGAGUAAGCCUUGUGAUGGACAUUACAGAUCGGGAAAGAAAACUUGAAAAGUCAAAUGUGAGCAAUGAUCCUAAAAGACUAUCUGAAAGCAAUGUCACGGAGAAUGUUGCAACAACAUCUAAAGACAUUGUGACAGAAAAGUGUGAAACAAGUUCUGGUUAUCUAAGUUUCAUAAUGUCUCAGCAAUUGAGUGAUGAAUCUCCCGUUUCAGACUCGGCAACACCGGAAGAGUCCUCUAACCCUAAUAGGGUUCUUAAGGUUGUUCCUUUAAGGACAAUUAGCAGUGCCGAAGUAAAGGCCACAAAGCCUAAAACGACUCAUGCAAAACGGCCCAAGGAGGGUAUUCAUAACAAGGGUAUCAAAUCCUCAGCAUCUGCUACCAUGGAGGAACUUACUAAAGAAGGAUCCAAAUAUGUCGAUAGCGCAAUUACCAGGAUUGUUACUCAUAUUCUGAAGGAGAAUCAUCAAGUGCCUGGAAUAUCUAUUCCUCUUCAAACCAUAAUGGUUGAUCCCCUCAACAACACCAGUAAGGCUGAGGCUGUUCACACCAUUGAUAGUGACCUAGAAAUCAACAAGGAUGAACAAGGGUUUACUAAGAAUACCAAUGUCACCGAGGAUGUCAAUGACAUCGACAAUAAUGAGCACCCUAAAGCCAAUACUGAAACUGAUACUAAUGUGGAGCACUCAAGUGAAAAACCUGCCAAAGACAUUGUCAGGAAGAAAAGUACUUCUGCAGGUCCUGUCAAGAGCAAAGUUGUAACCAAGAGUAAAGGGGUUAAUCCGUCAAAAUCUUGGAGCAGGGUCAUUCCAAAGAAAAGAAAUGAGCGGGAAAUUGUUGAACCUGAAUCUGAUGUUGAAGCGAAUGUCCCUGACAUUCCAUCGAGGAAGAAUCCUACAACCAGUAAGCUUGCUGCUAGUAUUCCUGAAGUUCCCAUUGAUAAUGUGUCCUUCCACUAUGCCUCUAGUGCCACCAGAUGGAAGUAUGUUCUCCAAAAGAGAUUGGCUGUUGAAAGGGAAUUGGCUCCAAAUGCUCUUGAAAACAAGAAGGUCUUAGAGCUGAUUCAAGAAGCUGGACUGCUAAAAACUGUGUGCAAUCUUCCCAAAUGUUAUGAGAAGCUGGUCAAAGAAUUUGUGGUAAACCUAUCUGAAGAUUAUGGCGACAGCAGGAGUGCAGACUACAAAAAGGUGUUUGUAAGAGGUAAGUGUGUAUCGUUCUCUCCUUCUAUGAUUAAUAAAUUCUUGGAAAGAACGAAUGAAGCUCAAACCAAGCUGGAAGUAACAGACAGCCAGGUCUAUCAAGUGAUCACAGCCAAGCAAGUAAAAAGUUGGCCCAUGAAAGAAAAGUUAACUGCAAGUAAGUUGAGCAUCAAGUAUGCAAUGCUUCAUAAGAUAGGAGCAGCUAAUUGGGUUCCAACAAAUCACAAGUCCACUAUCUCAACUGUGUUUGGUAGAUUUCUGUAUGUUGUAGGAACAAAGGCAAAGUUUGAUUAUGGAGCAUAUAUUUUUGAUCAAACCAUGAAGCAUGCUGGAAGCUUCAGUAUUAAGGGUUCAAUUGUCUUUCCAUCCCUUUUGUGUGGUAUAAUUCUGGACCAGUAUUCAAACAUUCUCAAUGAACAUGAUGUAGUGUGCAAAAGAGAAAGUCCCUUGGCCUUCCAUUACAAACUGUUUCAGGGUAAGCAUGUUCCAAACAUUGUCAUGACAUCAGCUGAAACGUCCAAAUCUGGAGCAUCAGUCAGCAAAGCAAAAGUCAUAGCAAUGCUAAAAGAGACUUGCAAAGAACUGGAUUCAAGAAAAAUAUCUCUUGAAAAACUGAUACAUACUCUGGAAAUGGAUGAGAAUGAGGAGUUUGCAGAUACUGAAGAGAUGGAAGACAAAGAUGAACAAGAAGGGGAAGAAGAAAGUGCUAGUCCGGCUGAUGACUCUGAGAAAGAAAGUUCUUCAGACACCUCAAGUGGGUCUGAAUCUGGGCAGUAA